UGCAUGACGGGGCGCAGAUCACGUGAUCUACAUGGUUACCGGCGGCAAAGGCCGAGUGACACAAAAUGGCGGCGGGCAGGACCAGGGUGGCGUUGAAGACGGUGAAAGAUGUCAGCGUACAGUUUUGUCCUUUCCAAUCCAAUGUCCGAAGCGCCAGAGAAUUUCUUGCGGCAAUAGGAACCAAAAAGGCUCGUCAAACAAACUCCAACUGUCGGAUUGUAGCUGAUGUAAAGCAUGAUGAGACAGAGCCUGUAAUAUCUAUAAAAUUCAAUGAUGGAGAAAGCUUGAUAAUGAAGGCAGCAAACUUGACAACUAAAGAGAUGCUAUCAUUUUUCAAUGAGAUAUGUGUGGCCAAGGACCCUCGGGCGCAAGAAACUGGAUCCAAAAAAAGCUGAUUUAUGUUACAAUGAACAUUCCUGCUAACGUGUUCACUGACAAUUCUAACCUGGGGAAGUGCUGAAUGACGACUGACUUGUUUAAUUAGAUGUAUUGAUUACCUACAAUGUACAGAACAGUCUAGUAUUAUGAAACUCUCAGUUCAUCAUUCAACAUACUUCUGAGUCAUGAUUUUAGAAUCUAUGUCCUCCAGAGCUGAGUUCAAUAAAAUCUGGAUUAAUGAAGAAACUGUCGUCAUUGUAACUUAGCAACUGCUAUCAGAACACCCAGUUGUGAACACUGACAUAUCACUAUAUUACUCCUAAUUUGGGCACAAAAUGCUGGAGUAACUCAGCGGGACAGGCAGCAUCUCUGAAGAGAAGGAAUGGGUGACAUUUCGGGUCGAGAUCCUUCUUCAGACUGAUGUCGGGGAGUGGGCAGGACAGAGAUAGAAGGUAGUCAGAGACAGUAAGACUGGUGGGAGAACUGGGAACGGGGAGGGGAUGGAGAGAGAGGGAAAGCAAGGGCUAUUUGGUGAGAGAAGUCAAUUUUCAUACCGCUAGGGUGCAAGCUACCCAAGCGAAAUAUGAGGUGCUGUUCCUCCAAUUUGCACUGGGCCUCACUCUGACAAUGGAGGAGGCCCAGGACAGAAAUGUCAGAUUGGGAAUGGGAGACUGAGUUAAAAUGCUGAGCAACCGGGAGAUCAGGUAGGUUAAGGCGGACUGCGCGAGGUGUUCAGCGAAAUGAUCGCCGAGCCUGUGCUUGGUCUCGCCGAUGUUCUAUCUCUGUCCCACCCACUCCCCUGACAUCAGUCUGAAGAAGGGUCUCGAUCCGAAACCUCACCCAUUCCUUCUCUAUAUAGAUGCUGCCUGUCCCGCCUAGUUACUCCAGCAUUUUGUGUCUAUCUUCGAUUUAAACCAGCAUCUGCAGUUCUUUCCUACACAUUACUCUUAAUGUACUUCUAUUGCAAUAAAAAUUUUAACCAGGUG
Leucoraja erinaceus (little skate) is the source of this 1364-nucleotide messenger RNA. RefSeq names its product mitochondrial ribosomal protein L53 (gene mrpl53). The record is from RefSeq and is a predicted model, not a curated record. The transcript is spliced from 3 exons. Bases 66 to 395 code for a protein of 109 amino acids. Gene Ontology annotation, cellular component: mitochondrial large ribosomal subunit. NCBI's taxonomy places the organism in Eukaryota, Metazoa, Chordata, Chondrichthyes, Rajiformes, Rajidae.